AUGUGCUCCGCCUAUUGUGUAGAACGCAAAUGCACGUGCGUUUCCUUUUCUUUUGUUAAUGGAACAUGUCACAUGUUUGCGAACAUCUUGGUUGGUCCUCCUGGUAUCGACACGGGAUUCAACAAGAUUACAGAAUGUGCUGCUGCCAAAGUCCUACCAAACACACAGCUGGUGGCGUACACGGGAUGUAGUUCUACCUAUACCUGUCUGUACGGGUACAUCCCCCACACUACAGAUUCCAGUACUCUGACGUGUACAGACGACGAGACCUGGGCACCCAGUGGGUAUCGCUGUGUUCUCAAACCGUGUCCACAGCCUCCUCCCUUUGUAAACGGUGAUGUUGCAGUGACCACGCUUCAGGUUGGCACCCACGCUGACUAUACCUGUUCUGCUGACUACACUAACAGGGGAGGUAACUCUGGUCGACUUACCUGUGUGUUCGGAGGCACGUGGGCUAAUACCAUUGACUUGCUGUGUAAGCCUACCAAUGCUUACUAUCAGGUAGUAGUGGUGACGGGCUCAUCGACUUCCGGCGGAACUGACGCAGAGGUACACGUCGGCCUGUACGGCAGUUAUGAAUCAAUCACUAUCACUUUCUACGAUGGCGAUGGUUACUCGUUUGAAGAAGGAGAUACGGAAUCCAAAUCAGGGACUUACCUGAACAUUGGACCUUUACAGAAGAUCGAAGUAGGACACGACAACACGGGAAUAGGACCUGGCUGGCAAGUUGACUCGGUAACGAUCGACAUCGGUGACAUUGAGUACUACUUUGAUAUAGAUCAGUGGAUUGAGGACAGCCCGUACUAUAUUACUGUGUAUGUGUAGCGGGAAGAUCAUGUCCGCGAGGGGCUCCAAUAUGAAAUGGCCUUUUCAAGAUGGCGGGCCAUCAUGAUCACAGAAGAUGGUAGUGCACUUUAAGCUACGAAAUCACAUAUUAAUAAGAACAACCUGACUGGAAAAAAGUACAUUUCAGAAAGAGUUAAAAUUUACAUUACAUUAUCUAUCUUAUGCUGUUUGCUGUCUUUGCUAAACAAUAUGCUUUUUUCUCUUAUUUCUAUUGUACAUAGUUCCCAAGUUUUUUCAAUUAUUAUUAAGGUUUUCUCUUGCUGUGUUUAUACAUUUAUUUUAUUUUUUUGAUACAGUUUUCAUAUUUUUCAGUUUUUAGUAAGCUGUUGUUAAGCUUCCAGUACCCAGGCCCUCUUUGUGUUAUUCUAAUGUCGAUCAUUAACGAGACUGCUUGGUGAUCUGUUACUUUAAUCAUUGCUGGCCUCAUAUCUGUUUUUAUCAUUUUUGUUAUAAGACCUAUUCUACUUGCCUCUCUCGUGGAGUUUUUUUUCUACGCCAUGUACAAUUAUGUGACCUUGACAGAAUUCUGAUAAAAGAGAUUUUAGUUUUUCGAAAAAUGUAUUUCUGUGGUGUCUAUUGUUUGUGCAUAUAUAUUUACUAGUGUGAAAGUGAUAUAAUUUAUGUUUGUGUUGAUCAUUAAAAUUCCGCCUUCUUUAUCUGACCAUGUAUUUAUGAUAUCAUGGUUUAGAAUAUUCUUAAUUAUGAUAGAUACCCCAUGGUACUAUGGUGCAAUUAAACAGAAAUAACUUGAUGAACUUUUCGUAUGUAUCAUGGCAAACCGUAGGACUUGCUGUUGACAUGUAAUUUGUUAAGCUAUUUGUAAAUUUCAACAAGACAUACGAAAAAUGUUUCAUAUCACAAAAGUAUGGCAUAUAAGGAGGUAUUUCAAACAUCAAAAAAUGUCUUAUUAUACUCUAUAUAGAACUCUAGACAUGACAAGAAGACUGUUUUUAGAAAAAAAUGUUCAACCGUUGAGUUUGAGGAAAAUAUGCCUAUAUUUCUGCUCACAAACUCAGCAGUUUAACAAUUUGACUUAAAAAGCUCCUUCUUACUCUGAUCAGAUGUCUUAAAAGUAUGAUGAAGGAGCAUUUUUAUUAAUUCGAAUGCCUCCCUAUAUGCCAUAUUUGUGUAAUAUUAUUCAAAGCCGCCAUUUGCAUUGGUCAUAGGUCAAAACAAAAUAAGCGUUUAUACGUAGAUACAGUAAAAUCCGGUCAACAAAUGCUUCUACCCUCUGUUAUAGACAUUUGUGAGCAUAACAGUUUGGCUAUUUUUCAGGUUUGGUCAUUUGCGUGACUUACAAUUAUUCCAUGCUACAUCUUACCACAAAGUAACU
Molecule: messenger RNA, 2179 nt
Organism: Pecten maximus
Lineage: Eukaryota; Metazoa; Mollusca; Bivalvia; Pectinida; Pectinidae
Exons: 6
Coding region: 1-825 (274 amino acids)
Molecular function (GO): protein binding
Source: RefSeq, a predicted model, not a curated record